AUGGCAUCUUCCACGGUGCUGCGCCCCUUGCGGCGACUGCUGGGCCCCGCUCAGAUCGCCAGCAGCUCUUCAGCACGAUCAAAAUUCUACGUGCGAGAGCUGCCGAAUGCCAAACCUAACUGGUUGAAAGUUGGGCUGACCUUGGGCACCUCAGCCGUCCUGUGGUUCAUUCUCAUCAAUCAAUAUAAUGAAGAUGUUUUAGAGUAUAAAAGAAGAAAUGGACUUGAAUAAACAUUGGA
Jaculus jaculus (lesser Egyptian jerboa) is the source of this 239-nucleotide messenger RNA. Its product is annotated as NADH dehydrogenase [ubiquinone] 1 subunit C1, mitochondrial-like. Bases 1 to 231 code for a protein of 76 amino acids. The record is from RefSeq and is a predicted model, not a curated record. The transcript has a single exon. Lineage: Eukaryota; Metazoa; Chordata; Mammalia; Rodentia; Dipodidae. Gene Ontology annotation, cellular component: mitochondrion.